Molecule: messenger RNA, 2322 nt
Organism: Scheffersomyces amazonensis
Lineage: Eukaryota; Fungi; Ascomycota; Pichiomycetes; Serinales; Debaryomycetaceae
Exons: 1
Coding region: 155-2038 (627 amino acids)
Biological process (GO): protein monoubiquitination; protein polyubiquitination
Cellular component (GO): ubiquitin ligase complex
Molecular function (GO): ubiquitin-ubiquitin ligase activity
Source: RefSeq, a predicted model, not a curated record
AUCUCUUGGUCAUGAACUCUAUUGACUAAAACAGUAAUUCGGUGAUAAAUUUUUAAGAAUAUUUUCUUAGGACUAUAUAGAGCGUCACAUAUCCCGGAAUUGAUAUCUCAAGAUCAUGUAGGUGUUUUCUUCUUUCUAUAAUCCAAUUGCAAUAAUGUUAAACAAUCCAUUAGUAUCAAUGGUCUCUGUGCCUGUACCUAUACCGGUACCGAGACCCCAGUUAAAUUCAAAUUUAAAUUCAGAUUCCGUUCCAUCCCAACCCAUUGCCUGCAAAAGGAAAUCUGUAAGAUUCCUUCCUCCUUCAUCUCCUCCUCCAUAUAUUCUCUCUAGUUCUCCUAAUGUGAAUAAAUUCCAUAUUACAAAACGAGAUCGAAAUAAUUAUCCGUGUAAUAGGUCUACUACGAAUAUUGCAGAAGAUGAUGAAACUGAUAAUGAGAGCAGCAAAGAUGAAUAUGGCAAUGGUAGAUCUGUCCAAUUGAGACUUCCCAGUUAUAAAAGUCAUGAAACUAUAAUUAAUCCACAAGAACCUUUUAUUAAUAAAUUAGAUAAAUUGCCGGUAGUUGAUGAUCCUAGAUUAUCUUUGAAAGUUAAUUUAGAAUCAUUGAAAGAUGGUAUGAAUAAUAAAUAUCGUAGUGGUGAGUAUAUCCGUGGUUAUCUUAUGUUAACUAAUGAAGAUAAGGAAAAGCCUAUCAAGUAUAAGAGUAUUAGCAUUUCUUUUGAAGGUAGAUAUAUGAUAACGGUAAAUAGGUAUAGAGCUUAUGAAAAAGUUAAAGUCCCUGUGAAAAUUAACAAAUUUUUGGAAAUGUUCGAUACUGGCAAUGAAGAUCCUGAGGAUGAUAGUAAUCAUGAUGAUACCCUUCAUGAAUCGAGAACUCUCAAUUGCCAAGAUGGUGCAAGUCAAAGUUUCCAAUUCAGGGUUCCUAGUCAAAUCAUUGAUAAAAAUAAUUGUAACCAUUAUCAAUUACCUCCUAGUAUUGGAGAAGAAAUAGAUGAUGAAAAUGGUAUUAGUUUUGACAAUGACAAUGGAAAUGAAGAUAUGUUUAAUGAUUCAUUGAUCAAUUAUCGUAUUAUAAUCCGUGUCGUCAGUGAAGAUGGUGAAAGUAUUAUCAAAGAACUUGCUAGUCAUGUUACUAUUCUAGGAUCUAAAUCUUCACCUGAAGAUCAUUUAUGUUAUAGAAAUUAUGAAGAAAUGAUUGACGAGAUGAAGUGUAAGAUUGAGUCUGGUUGGAAAACUUUAAAUAAGCCAAAGCUGUUUAAUCUGAUUGCUAAAAUAGUAUUACCUCCUGAAUAUGUAGGAAACGAAUUUGAUAUUGCAAAACAUUCUGUUCUUUCCAAUACUGCUACUGUUAGUAAUAAAGAGUUAAUUGAAGUGGAUUGUGCCAUUAAACAUACCACAAUUAAUCAUCAAAAAUUACUUGAAGAUAAAUUUUCAUAUUGCAAAUUGUCAUUACCUUUGACAAUCAUGCUUAGUGGUGACAAGAUGAGACCUAAUAAGAUUAAAAUUAAGAAUUUGAAAGUUGAAUUAAUUGUCGCUAAUAUUAAAAGUGAUGGCGGGCCAAUACCAAUUCAAUUCGAUUAUAAUAUGUUAGACAAUGAAACAAUUAAAGAUAACAUUGUGAAUCCAUGUCAAGUUUUCAAGACUGAAUUAUAUAAUUUAUUGGUUGAAAUAAACUUUUUGCAACGUAAAAUCAUUGAUGUGGAAAAUCAUUUACAUCAGUUAAAUAUUAAUGUUGAAGAUUAUAAUGAUUUACGUAGUUUGACCAAAUUGAGGACUAAAUUCAAGUCAGUUCCAUUAAAAGUUAUUAAUCCAACUAUCAUUACCAAUGAUAAUGGAGAAGAAUGGUUUAUGGAUCUUAAAGAGAAUAAAGUAAAAAAGUCAUUUACAUUAAGAGUAGAUUUUUUGAAAGCUCUUGAACAAUUUGAAUUAUUGCCUACUUUUCAAUCAUGUUAUUUAGUCAGAAUGUACUACUUGAAAGUCAGUAUGACUAUUAACGGUAAAUCUAAGGUGACUAAAUUACCUAUCAUAAUUGAGUCAUGAAGCUUAAUGUAUGUUAUAGAUACAAAACCGUUUAUAAAAAAUUCUCGGAAACGGAGUUUACAAAAGUAAGAUCCAGGACCUUUUUUUUUUAAUUAGUACAGUACCUCUGCAGUUAUUUGUUUGAUUAAUAAUACUAUAUUAUUAUGAAAUAGUUCAUACAUACUUGUAAGCACAUCGUGUAGAGAUACAAGAUUUUGUUUGAUCAGUAAAUGAUACGUAGCUUUUUUUUUUCUUUUAAGUUAGAGAGCCAGAAUAUUUGUGAGUUACAUUUAAAGCUUACGAGU